AUGGACGACGACACGGUCAUCAUAUCAUCAGCAUUUUUAAUAUUGGAGGAAGAAGUAGCUGAUAACAACGAAAAAAAAAGAAGAAAACAAAAGCAACAUUGGGUUCGGCCUUUUCUUUUGGAAGGUGAUGGAGUGUAUGUUUCCUUUAGGGAGCGAUUGAAACGGAAUGAUCCCGAGCUAUACAAAAACUUUGUACGAAUGUCACCAGAAGAUUUUGAUUAUUUGCUGGAACUAGUCACUCCAUUAAUAGAAAAGGCCAAUACUAAUAUGAGGGAAUCUAUAUGCCCUGGAGAACGCCUGGCAAUAACAUUGAGAUUUUUAGCGACUGGGGACAGCUAUGCAAGUCUGAUGUUCUUGUUUAAAAGAUCGAGAUCAUCGAUAUGCAAUAUUGUACCUGAAGUCUGCACUGCAUUAUAUAAAGUAUUAAAAGAUAAAUUUUUAAAGAUGCCAGCAACAGAGGAGGAAUGGGAGAGAAUUUCCCAUAGUAUAAAUAAAACUUGGAAUUUUCCCAAUUCAAUCGGGGCACUAGAUGGAAAACACAUCGAUAUUAUAGCACCAGCGCACUGUGGAAGCGCAUAUUUCAAUUAUAAAAAGAAAAACAGCAUUGUUUUGAUGGCUCUUGUGGUCGCAAAUUACAAUUUUGUUUACAUCGACGUUGGUGCAAAGGGCAGAGAGUCCGAUGGCGGUGUAUUCAGUAGAUGUUCGCUAUCGAAUGGAUUAUAUACUAACACGUUAAAUUUGCCGCAUCCAAAACCACUGCCCUGCAGACAAAAACCAAUUCCAUAUGUAAAUUCCAUUGGAAAAUAG
Molecule: messenger RNA, 807 nt
Organism: Musca vetustissima
Lineage: Eukaryota; Metazoa; Arthropoda; Insecta; Diptera; Muscidae
Exons: 3
Coding region: 1-807 (268 amino acids)
Source: RefSeq, a predicted model, not a curated record